This is a messenger RNA of Spodoptera exigua (beet armyworm), 984 nucleotides long. The record is from the annotation of a GenBank genome assembly. Lineage: Eukaryota; Metazoa; Arthropoda; Insecta; Lepidoptera; Noctuidae.
GGUUUGAGUGUGAUUUUAGUGAGCUUAAAGUCGAUCAUGAAAUGAUUUGAAAUUGUUAUCUGUAAAUCGUAGAACAACAAAAUUUUAUCUGAUUGCGUUAAUUUGUUUUCGGAAUUAUUUACAUUAAUAAGUGCCACGUGAAAGUUAUAAACUGAAAAUGGACACUCACAUGAGCAUGGGGCAUGCCCAUCAUGAUCAUGGCAAUCAUAUGAACAUGAACCAUAUGAUGCCAGCGGUAGACCAUGACAUGUCAAUGAAUUCCACAUUCCAAGGUGACAUCAUAUCAAACACCUUCAACGGCAGCGAUGACAGUAUAAAUUACAAAUCAGAUUUAAGAGCACAUGCACAUCACGGACACGGCGGACAUGAAGGUCUCAGCGAACAUGCUGGAGGUCAUGACAUGGCUAUGACUUUUCAUGGAGGUUAUAAUGAAGUCAUUCUCUUUUCAUGGUGGAAAGUGACAGACAUUGGAGAAUUCGUAGGAUCUUUCUUUGCAGUAUUCUUAAUGGCUUUACUUUAUGAAGGCUUAAAAUAUUACAGAAAACAUUUACUAUGGAAAACGUAUACAGGGCUCCAAUAUUGUGCAGUGUCACCACCAGACAAAGGCGUAGCAAAUCUAUGCGCCCCAGAUGAACCGCAAGUUAUACAGCCGGUGCCCCAUGUCCUUGAAAGAAAUGUUCCUACAAUGAUGAGCACAGCGCACGCGUGGCAGACAGUGCUUCAUGGAUUACAAGUUUUAGUCAGUUAUAUGUUGAUGCUGGUAUUCAUGACCUACAACACAUGGUUAUGUGCUGCAGUUGUCCUGGGAUCAGCGACCGGGUACUUCCUCUUUGGAUGGCGUGAAUCUGUUGUAGUAGACUUUACAGAACAUUGCCACUGAUAUACACUAAAGCACCUAGGAUUUGUGAGCCAGAUUAGUAUUAUUUUUUCUUGAAUUUAUUUUUAUUAUACAUGUUAUAUCUUGUUGUUUGAGCUCAAAAUAUA